AUGGCCCCAGUCGCAGUUGAACAUCUUUCAGAAGUGCCUAAGAAAGCUUGUAUUCAAUUGACUGGAACUGUUAGAGAUCGGGCUGCAUUCUUGGUCAAUGAGGCAUGGGACUCCUUGGCUUGGGAUGCUGUAGAGGAAGAUGAAUUAAGAUUUAACUUGACGAAAUUCGGAGGGUAUCAGGUUGAGUUUAUUUCCAACGAUUAUGCCAUCUUACAGGAUCUUAUGCUAUUUGCCUUGCAGAAGAAUGCUGAAUGUCAAAGGGUCAGUGUUAAGAUCUUGUGGUCCAUUCUCGUUUCAGAGUUCAUUUUAAGUGAUUCCAUCAUUGACGUUGAAAGAGAGUGUCUCGUUGGAUUGCAUGACAUCUAUAAUCGAAACGCUUAUAAGCCAUCGCCUGUUGAACAAGAAGCCUUUAUCGACUUGUUGAAGGCAACUAUCCGGUUAGAUCGUGAAGAUGAAGCUUUCUCCAUGUUUUACAACUUCAUAGAGAGUUUGGCUGGAUUCUUGGUGGUUUUGAACGACUUGAAUAGUGUUCCAGUUGGUCCCGAAUUUGAAGACGACAGAACAUUCCACAGGUUGAAUAUCAAUGCUUACCUCAAAAAUGCAAACAAGCCAGAGCUCUUCAAUUCUUUCAUUAAUACCAUGUACGAGGGCCAUUUGAGCAAGGGCGAUUAUAUCCAAGCUGCUUUGAGUUUAGAGCUUUAUGCCUCCACAUUUAGUUGGGAUCAUAAUGUCAUCCUUCCACCAAGUUUUAGACCCAAAUUUCCUCAACAAACAUCGUUUGAGAGAAAAGAAAUGCUUUAUAAGAUGAUUGCAACCAACUACAUCAAGGGAAACAGUUUGGAGAGAGCCACUGACACAUACAAUGAAUUGUUGGAUUCCUACAACGAACAUACUUAUGACUUGAAGAGUUUCGCUUAUGUUCACAACAAAUUGGCGAAGUUGUAUUUGGAUUUGGAAUCUUCAGACAAGUUGAGUCCCGCCUUCUUUAGAGUAGCAUUCAUUGGCGCUGGCUUCCCAACAAACAUUAGAGGAAAAGAGCAAAUUUAUGAGGGAUUACCCUUCGAGCAUAUUACAUCCAUUCAUGAACGUUUGCUAAGACUUUAUCCCGGAGCAAGAAUCAUUUCAGACGAUGCCGAAGCCUCUAAGUUGAAAGAGAAGGUUCAAACAGGACGGUACUUGCAUGUUAGCACCGUUGAACCGGUUAGUGAAAUUUCGGAGAAAUUGUUGAAUACGUCCAUUGGUGUGAGACAAUAUGCUCGUAACAAGGAUUUGAGAUUCUUUACCACAAUGAAAAAAAUUCCUGGAUCGACAUCCAUUUUUGAUAUGUGGACAGAAGAAACCACCUAUGAGACACACCUUUCUUUCCCAACCUUGAUGAACAGAAGUGACAUUAAGAGCACAAAGGUGGUGAAGUUGUCUCCAUUAGACAAUGCCAUCAGAACUGUUAUCAACAAGAAUAACGACUUGGUACAGCUCGAAAGUAUCAUUGGAAUAGCAUUCAAGGAAAAAACAGAAAUCAACUCACUGCUCAAUGACUUGUCAAGACAGUUGGCCGGUACCGUUGACUCUCCAGUUAAUGGAGGUGUUGGUCAAUACAGAACUUUCUUCGUAGACCCAAGCUUCCAAAAGGAAGAGUAUAAGGACAAGAUCAGGUUAUUGAAGAGUACUUUCUCAGAUUUGACGAUGAUUUUGAACCGUUGUUUAAUACUUCAUGGCAAACUUGCAUCUCCGUCGUUGAGAAAUUCACACGACGCUUUAGUUGAAUUGUUCAAGAAGAACUUUAAGGAGGAGAUUGAGGCGUUGAAAUUGAACCCAGAUUCCGAUGCUGCAAGUAUUACUCAAAGUACUCAUCAGAGUACCUACGCUCCAUCACUUUCGCUGACCUUAGCUGAAAAGCGGUCUCUGUCAAGUGUCAACGGAGCAUCUUUCCAGCCUCCCAACGGUUCACGCUUGACCAAGACUGUCAGUAGAGCAUCAUCUUCAAACUCAAGCGCUAGUGGCAUUUCGGGAAUCUCUUCCGAGAGAGCUUCGACUACUAACAACUCGUCAAUGAGCGGAUUCAGUUUUGGUAGAGGAAAGCGUACUGCGUUGAAUUGGAGAAACAUGGUAAACAGGGGGCCAUGA
Messenger RNA from Meyerozyma guilliermondii ATCC 6260, 2124 nucleotides. RefSeq lists its product as uncharacterized. The transcript has a single exon. Gene Ontology annotation, cellular component: cytoplasm; plasma membrane. Gene Ontology annotation, molecular function: guanyl-nucleotide exchange factor activity; small GTPase binding. Gene Ontology annotation, biological process: small GTPase-mediated signal transduction. The record is from RefSeq and is a predicted model, not a curated record. NCBI's taxonomy places the organism in Eukaryota, Fungi, Ascomycota, Pichiomycetes, Serinales, Debaryomycetaceae. Bases 1 to 2124 code for a protein of 707 amino acids.